AUGAAUACUCAUCAACCAACAUCCUUCGACGAACAUAUCGACAAACCUUUCAUCGAUCCAAUUUCUCAGACGUUUCGACGUACAAUUCUUCUUUCAAUACUUACUUUACUAUUAACGAUCAUUGUUCUUUGGUGGAUUAGACGUCGUCAACAGCGCUUCGCACAUCAUGGCAAAUGUCUUCUUCUGUGUGGAAUUGCCAAAUCCGGAAAGACGCUACUCUUCAACCGUCUGACAUCGAAUUUAGAAAAACGACCGUUUUACGCCAUGUCCGUUAAUCAUGGUACAAUGAAACUCGAUUAUCUUUCGUCAGAUCGUCCUAUUGAAAAAGUGCAUGUUAUUGAAAUUCCAAGUAACACUCGACAUUAUCAAUACGACUUUCUUGUUUAUAAAACAUCUGCAAAAGCUAUUAUAUUUGUUAUCGAUAGUACCACUAUUGAAAAAGAUCUUAAAUAUGUCUCCGAUUAUCUUUAUCAUAUUAUUCGUGAAAGAUAUUUUCGAGAUCAGCAUUUGCCAUUGCUAAUCUUUUGUAACAAACAAGAUAUUAACAAGACUGAUCAUAGUAUACAAAGAAUCCGGUAUUUACUCGAACGAGAAUUAACUUCGAAACAGCAAAUACAGGAAGAUAUUGGUCAACUAGGCAAAGAGACAUUUGAAUUCAGUGAUGUGAAAGAUAUUCGAAUUGAAUUUGCCGAAGGCUCGACGAUAGAUACGAAGAAAGAUGGAGAAGGAUCACAUCUACUUAAAGUUCAUCAAUGGAUAGCUCGAAUCUGGUUUAAAUAA
Molecule: messenger RNA, 780 nt
Organism: Adineta ricciae
Lineage: Eukaryota; Metazoa; Rotifera; Eurotatoria; Adinetida; Adinetidae
Source: the annotation of a GenBank genome assembly